Bombyx mori (domestic silkworm) is the source of this 947-nucleotide messenger RNA. RefSeq lists its product as uncharacterized. The transcript is spliced from 3 exons. Lineage: Eukaryota; Metazoa; Arthropoda; Insecta; Lepidoptera; Bombycidae. Bases 362 to 766 code for a protein of 134 amino acids. The record is from RefSeq and is a predicted model, not a curated record.
GCAAAGCGCACGGACCUCGGACCCGCUACGACCGCUGCGUGACCUUUACGCACGGAGCGUAUGAUCGCCGCUCGACGCAAUAGAAGGUUCCAGACAUCGCGCUAUGCAAUUUGGAGUGCAGACGGAAGGAUCUCAAUAAGGACGGCAUAUUAUCCAGCUUGAAGCCCGCCGGUCAGCGAAGUCUACGCGCCGCAGCCACAGCUUAGCCAGGAAGUGCCCAGUCCCUGCCUGGGAGGCCUCUCGCGUUAUCAGCAACCUGGAAAUUAGCUCGGCCAACUAUAAAGUGGCAUGGGAGCUUCUUUGCGAGAGGUAUAAUAACAUCAAGCAUCUCAAAAGCCAUCAUUUGCAUGCGUUAUGUAACAUGCAACAGCAACGCGAUUCAGCAAAGAGCUUAAGAACCUACAGAACCAGGGACAGAUUUCUACGCCUAGAGUUCCUGCGUCGACUGUUUUGGAAGCGGUGGAUGCUGGAGUACAUAACACAAUUGCAAGCCCGACAAAAAUGGCGAACUCCUGGCACAUCGCUGCAAUUGGGGGACUUGGUACUCCUAAAAGAAGAAAACGCUCCUCCCAUGCACUGGAAGGUGGGACGAAUCACUGCUCUGUUCCCGGGAGAGGACGGAGUUGCUCGGGCGGCGGACGUCCGGACUACUACGGGCACGUACCGGCGUGGCACUCGGUAUUUAUGUCCAUUACUGGAUCCAGCAGCGUAUUCAUUGGAAGCGACAGCUUCCAACGCCCCGGAGGAUGUUCCGGCACAUUGCUAGCCGUCCCUCAGUGGAGAGGCGCGGGGAGGGAGGUUUCGGCUCGCGGCUGGGAGCGCGGCCGCCGGUCACUUCUCCAAGGACAAGAUAAGCGCACGCGCAUAAAUUGGCAACACAAAACCAAUUUUGGCCACGGGAAUUUGUAAUAAUCAUUAUAGUCAUUAUAGUAACUUCAUUAAGAGAA